UCAUGCCAGAUAUUUUCUGUGAACAGCAGUGGUUCCCAAUUUAAGAUUAGAAGUAUUAUGUCUGAGUGAUUUCAAGAUCCAUGUUACAUUUGGGAAAUAAAAGAAGAAAUGAAGGACAACUCAAAAGUUUUGCAAUACGGUACUUUUCUCCCAGAAAGCAUUUAGAUGUGGGACCCAUAUGGGUAUGAAAUGGACUAAAGAAUGGCAUAGUCUAAAUUGCCAAUGGGUCAUAAAGGUGUUGCACAAUAUAAUUCCAAUUUUAGAUAAAGCUAAGCCUCAUAUGGGGAAUCAAUUUUAUUUAUUUAUUUUUACAAAUAUGGGUUGACUCUGACUGCACAUAUAGUGCUAAUCCAGUCUGAGUGACCUAUAGACUAUAUAGGGCUUAAUUAGUACCCAUCCAGUCUGAGUGACCUAUAGACUAUAUUGGGCUCAUUUAGUACCCAUCUAGUCAUACUAAGGCUUACAUGGAGACCUUCAAGAACCAGCCUCGGCAAAAUCCCACUAGCGAACAACACUGGUUUUUCAUUUGAGUUUAGGGAUUUUGUAUGACUGAUUCAUUGACGGUUUUAAGUCCCCUAACAAACAAUACAAUACCAAUCUGUUCUGAUGGCUAUGCCAAAGUCUAAAGAAAACCUGUUAAGCUUUAAAUCUAGUACCCUUAAAAACAAUGUCUGACUGCUUAAGGACAAAAUAUGAAGACAUGGGAGUUUUGUAUAGUAAUAAUUAAUCGUACGUUCAGUCUAAAAAUGAUUGAAUCAGGACACAUUUGUAAAUCACGGGUCGGUGGGUCAGAUUGAUGGGAAGGAAAGCUGUUAUCUAAUUGUCAACAGGUGUCCCAUAGAGGUGCGUCAAUGCCCCCCUUAGCUGGCAGGGGUCCAGGAGAUGAGUCUUCCUCAUUUUUCAUCAUUGCAUCACUCCACCCUCCUGUGAGAGACAACUACCUUAAAGGCUUUAAACCGGCGAGAAAUCCUCCUGUUGGUGGGUGGCACCUGCGCACCGAGCCACCGCGGACCGCUGUUUCAUCACCGGUGGCGGCCGAGGAGGGAAAGGAGGGCUGCUGCUUCACGUCCGGGUAUAUUUAUGGCGUCAGCAUCGAGAGAGGAAAGGUGGGUUCACAUGUCCGGGAGUCCGGCGAGGGGAGGCGCCCUGCGCAUCUAGUCCAAGCGGGCCGGGAUACCCGCACGCAGACUCGGUCCGUGGCUCUGCUGGCUUCUCCUUUAAGCAUCUAUUAUCGGCGGGGACGGGCAACAUGUGCGCCUGGAUGGUGUGAAGUCCGUCAGAGCGAAUUUUCGGAUGCGUCUUUCUCGGAUACGCCAAGUACCCGACGUUUCAGAGCACCUUGUGUCAUAGAGAACCAUGAGCACUGUGGAGGAGGAGCCGGACCACAUGAUACCAUGAAGACAAGUCUGCAGGUCCUGCGCUGCCAGCUGCUGAGUAUUCUGGCAAUUCUAGCACUGACCACUGGAGUAGUGUUAUCAGCACAUGAGAUGUACCUCAGCCACACAUCCAAGGACUCUGUCUCCAUGGCAACCAGCCCCAGCAUCCGCCUUUCUAACCCCAAACCUUCCUCUGCGGACUGGCAUCAGGAAGGCUCCACUAGUGGGGAAUGGUUGUCCAAAGGUGGACCACCCUCAAACAUCAUCCUUUCUAAUGCUGGCCUCCUUCCUUCCACCUUGCCUGACACAUACACUGUCACACCAAUCACUGUGAGCAAUGAUAGCCAUGUGACUCGGCCCCUAGGGCCCAGGUCUGAAACUGUAAACGAUGUCAGCAGCGAAGUGUCUAAGUUUGAAUCAGUUAGAGAGACUACAGAUGACAGAAAGCCUCAGCAUCUUGGUGACCCCCGGCAGCUGUGGCCCUCCUUUUUGAUCACUCACCCCCCUUCAUCAGCUGAUGUCGAUCCUCCACAGGGCCUGAAACUCAUGGAGCAUGUUAUUGGAUCUUCAAAGCUGCCUGUGUCCCACACCAUCGUUCUACGAGAGGCUACUGUUGUGGAUGAGGAACCCACUGCUCAGCUGUUGAUAAACUUCACAGAAGGACCCGCAAUGCCAGUCGCGAGCCCUUUGGAACAUUUAACUUCCCCUGCACCCGUCACAGUCAAAUCCACUGAGCCGAGCCUCAAAUCACAUCAACCAACAUUCAUCUCUGUCAACUAUACUUUAGGCACCACUGAGGAGGGUCAGGUGGUUCUGGGUAACGGCACAGACAACCCACCUGUGGGAGACCAGCAGGGGAGUGUAACUAGUUUUGCAGGCCUGUUCUCCAACAGCAGCUUGGUCCGGGCUGAAGAGGCGUCCUCUCAGGGGAACAGCUCAAAUACCCCCUCCACAGACAGCGGGAACUUCCUCAACAGGCAGGUACCGGCCACAACCAGCGAGCCCGCAGCAGCUGGUAACAGUUUGGGCUCCACUGUCAACCCACAACUGUCCCAGACAACCAUCUGCCUGAACAUGAUGGACAUUGUGUGGAUCGUGCUGGCGAUCAGUGUGCCUGUGUCCUCCAUUUCUGUGCUGUUGACAGUGUGCUGCAUGAGGAGGAAGAAGAAGUCGACGAAUCAGGAGAACAACCUCAGUUACUGGAACAACGCCAUCACCAUGGACUACUUUAGCAGACACGCUGUGGAGCUACCUAGAGAGAUCCAUACUCUGGAGAGCGAGGAGCACGACACCUGCCUGCCCCCCAAUGGAGACUACAGCAGCAGCAGCGUGGUCCUGGUUAACCCUUUUUGCCAGGAGACCCUCUUCAUCAACAGAGACAAAGCCUCUGCCAUAUAGUGACACUUCCUGCUCCCCUAGCCUCCCCCAGCUGCGGCCGUCUAUUUUAUAUACAGGGUAAUAUAUUCAGAGACUUUUAACAACACAAAGAGCAACCUGAACGAAGAGCGACACUAAAACAGACACUAUUUAUGACAAGGAUGUACCUGCAUAUUUUUCUGAUGUACAUUUUAUACAAAAAGGCUUAAUUGUGAUAAAGGUUUUUAUUGUCUUUAUAUAUUACAGAGUAUAUGUGGGUUUUGUCGCAUUACAGUGGCUUAAUAGUAAUUGCACUGUGGAUGUUUGCCACAUGAAAUCUGCUUUAGAAGAAAAAAGUGUGCUAUGAAACCUUUAAAGCUGUAUUUUUUUCCUUUUAAAAUCAAUCCCAAAAUACAAAAGCCUGCUGAACUUGAACAUAGCACCUACUUAUUUAAGGGGGGGAAAAGAGAUGAGUCCUCGUUUGAAAACAUCAGGGCCUGUGUUGAUCAACUUUAGAGGAAAUAUACAGCUCCAAUCAGAAGUUUACAUUACCCAUCAUCAGCAUAAAUGUCAUAUUAGCAGAUUUUGUAUCAUCCGUGUAUCCAUCCAUUCAUUAGCUUCCACUUAUCUGAGAUCAGGUUGUGUAGGGAAGCCCAGACAUUCCUUUCAUCAAUCACACUCUCCAGCUACUAAUGGGGGAUCCUAAAUCAGCAGUGAAGUCCAGGGUGCUGUAGUCUCCCUUUUUCUUUACUUGAACAUAUAGUUUGUCUCAACAAAUGUUUCUAUGUACAGGAGUUAGCGGGUGUGCUGGGGAAAUUCUGGCAUGUUUUGAUACAACUUGUUGAUAAUUCCACCCUAAACAUACUUAAUUUGUGUUCCAGUGAAUCAAAUGGAGACAAAACCUGCAGAAAAUAUGUUGUCCUCUUUCUCACAUGACCCUGACUUACAAGAAGCCAAAACAGCAUCUCCUUCUCUGUGAAUGUUAUUGUAAAGAUUUGAUUGUAAAGCAUAAUUUUAAGGCGGCGUAUGAAAAAAAAUUCUUUUAAUACACUUCUAAUCAUGAAAAUAGACCAUAAAGAAUGGCUAUGCUAAAUAUGGCAGCACCUCUCCUUGGAAGUCACAUAAAAUCACAGACAUCAACAAGCAUCAGGAGUAAGGUUUAGCCAGUAAAGUUAAUUAAUGUCUUUAUUCGGACCCCUAUCCAGUCUAAUUGGAGACAUACAGCUACUGUCUUCAAUAGUCAUGUCUUCAUUUUGCUCAUGUGUUGCAGUUUGCUGAACUGCUAGGCUAAUAUUAGUAUUUUUACUCUGUUUUGAGAUGAGUUAUUGAUAAUUCGCCUUGUAGCAUAUUUAAUGUGGCUUCAGCUAAUUGUGUACAGGAUAUACCUUCAGAAAACGUUUUUUCCUAAAAUCUUCCUUGUUUGAAUCUUGUAAAAUUUAAUGACUUGUGUUUUACCUCUCCAGCACCAGGACAGUUGUUGAACAGAACAGAGCAGGUAACAUGACAUAGACAGACAGGCAGCUGCAGCAGCCAUUUCAUUCUCUGUUUUACUAUGAACGCAACUAUGAAUGAAAGGUAAAAAUCACUCCGAUUUUUGUGGUAAACCCAUAUUUAUGACAUAAAUUUAUGCGCAAGGCCUUUUUUUAAACUUUGCAAACCAAAACAAGCUGUGAUUUUUAAAAACUGGCUGAAUGUAAAACAACAACAGAUAAUGGGAGUUGCUUUUAUUCAGGGGCUCAGAUUCUGAUUAAAAAACGCCUUAAUCGAUCUCGGAUCCUAUAGUUGGGAUUAAAUUGGGACAUCCCUAUUCAAAAUAAAAUAUUUUGUCAUAAUGAAGAUAUAUUUAAGAUAAGAAAUGUCCAGAAACAUACUUUACAAGAUAAAUGGUUAGACAAAAACAUAAGAAAUGCAAUAUGAAUUAAAAUAAUUGUUAUACCUAUGUAUGUAUCUUUAAAAAGGAUGGAGUUUUAAAAAUGAAACAAAACAAAAAAAUGCAGCUCGUAGAAAGUAAUAUAUAAGUCACUAACUAUGAUGAAUUCAAUUUAAUAUCCUCCAUCUUGACAUUUGCAAUAAAAUGCUUCAAUAAUCUUUAAGUUUAUUUUACUCAUAAACAGCAGAAAAACACUGAGUUUUUAAUAUUGUUCUCUUGCAAUCAUGUAGAAUGCAGAGUGAAACUAAUUUCUGAAUAUCUUAUGAUCAAAGUUUCUUAUGACCAGUAUAAAUGAACCUAAUAAGACAGUUUGAUAAACACAGGCCCAGAUUAUACUCACUGAUUAGACCAGAGUAUUUAAGAGAUUGGGAUUAGAGAAUUCGAAUGAUCUAAAAUGACUUUUCCUCUGAUGCGUCACCAGCUUCUCUGAGGAGGGACAACGUAGAUGUCUUACUUUUCAUGUUGAUCCUUUAUAUACCUGUGGUGAGAGUGUGGCUGUGAUAGAGAGAGAUGCACAACUAGUGUACUGAAUAAGCAUAUCGGCGUGACCAGAUGAGUUGUACCCCAUUUACCGAAUAUCCCGGUUACUCAAGGUUGAAUACGAGUUGGGUCUCAGUUUGGUCCGUUUGUCUCUACGUCUGCCUCUGAAUGUGUGUCUGUCACUUGUCUAUGUUGUGGAGAGAGCUGUUCAACACUGUAGGAAACAAAUAGCUCAUCCUCCCUGCUGUAACAGUCUACAUUAAUGUUGAAGUGUCAAAUGAUUGUGAAUUUGUCGCUGAAUCACAUAAAAACACACUGAGGCGAACAAUGUGCGCUGAAUAUUUCCUGUGAGCACAUGCAGAACUGGUUUAAUUGAAUAGCUUGUGAUCCUGCUGUCAUUUGUCUAACUUUUGCAUUGCUGCAGUUUAAAUCAAUAAUCAAUGCUGGCUGCUGGCUCUGUUGUUGCUAAAGCAUUUUUUUUUCCUCGUUGCAAGGCGUUCUGAAAUCACCGGACCGAAAGGUGGUGCUGAACGACACGGCUACACAUGAAGAUAUCUCCUGCAUUGGACUCUGACAGCUGGGCUUGUUGUUUUGCACGCUCAAAACGUCAAUAUUUUACAAAACGUACAGUGGCUCGGUGGAGCAGUGUUUAAACAUGUUAUUUUUUGUACUGUAGUAUACACUGUACUUUUUACUGCUGAGCAAUAAAACAGAAGAAAAACACUUGAA
Molecule: messenger RNA, 5871 nt
Organism: Girardinichthys multiradiatus
Lineage: Eukaryota; Metazoa; Chordata; Actinopteri; Cyprinodontiformes; Goodeidae
Gene: tmem108
Product: transmembrane protein 108
Exons: 6
Coding region: 852-2774 (640 amino acids)
Biological process (GO): postsynaptic density organization; dendrite extension; retrograde axonal transport
Cellular component (GO): axon; endosome membrane; postsynaptic density
Source: RefSeq, a predicted model, not a curated record